CCUCGAAGGCCGCUUUCGACCCAAAAAUUGUAAAAAAAACGAAGACCCACUUAGUUUGUGGAGUGUGCUUGCGUUGACACUAUUCUUUGCCACCUUCGUGCAACUCUCAACAAGCAGAGCGACGCAGCACCACCGCAGCUUGUCGUCUGUCGCCGGACCUCAGGCAAAAUGAGUUGGAGAUACAAAGGUGGGUUGCUUCUCAUUAUCACUUUUGUGAUCAUGUGGGUCACUUCUGCAGAAGUCACUCAGGGUGUUUUCGACAAGUAUGAGCAGCCAUUCACACUGACCUAUCUUGGGACUUCGCUCUUGGCGUUCCAUCUUCCCAUAGCAUUCUUGAAGGACUGGUUACUGAAAUUCCUAAAAUCCCGCACUAGGGAAAGUGGCGAUAGUGUGGAGACAGUCGAUGCAAGCUGUGCAGGUCCAGAUUCUCCUGGCAAAAAUAAUGGGAAGCAGAGUAAUAUUGAAAUGGUAAAUCAAGAAAAGUUGAGUGCGGUGGAUUCAACCGGCGAUGAAGUUCAUUUACUUGAAGAGGGACAGGCCUCUUUUUCAGAAGCAAAAGAUGAUGACAUAGUGGAACAAGAGGAGAAGAUGAGCAGCAAGCAAUUUCUCAAAGUUGCCUGCACUCUUGCACCUAUGUGGUUCGUGUGUGAGUAUCUCGUGAAUGCCGCACUCGCACGAACAAGCGUUGCCAGCUGCACGAUAUUGUUAUCGACAUCAGGACUUUUCACCCUUCUGAUUGGUGCAAUUCUAGGACAGGACUCCAUAAGUGUAGUAAAAGUAAUCUCAGUCUUUAUCAGUAUAGCCGGAGUCGCCAUGACUGCACUAGGGAAGACUUCAAGUACCGAUCAAUCACAUUCGAACGCAACUGUAACCUACCCUCUUCUAGGGAAUCUUCUCGCGAUUCUCGCGGCUGCAACUGAUGGACUAUUUGCUGUGCUUCUCAAGAAGUGCGCUGGAGAGGAAGGAGAAAGGGUGGACAUGCAAAAGUUAUUUGGUUGUAUUGGACUAAUCUCGCUUCUCUCAUUUUGGUGGCUUGUUUGGCCUCUCAUUGCUUUAGACAUAGAGCCCAAAUUUGGCUUUCCUCAGUCUGCGGCCGUGGGGGGAGUUGUUCUUGCCAACUGCUUCGUCGGAAAUUUCCUCGCUAAUUAUUUUUGGGCGGUUAGUGUUGUUUGGACCAGUCCUCUGGUGGCAUCACUAGGUGUCUCCCUCGAGAUACCCGUCGCCAUGUUGGAAGACAUCCUAAUACACGGUCGGCGGUUUUCACUCAUUUACAUUCUUGGCUCGGUCCAGGUAUUCCUGGGAUUCGUCUUAGCUAACUUGUCGGACUGGUUCUCACCGACAUUCCACAUGCAUUGAAAUAAUUUUGUACACGUGUGCAUAUGACUGACCAUAUGAGAUACUCCGGUUCCAGGAUAAAGUACAGAUAAAUCCAUUGGUUGUCCAUCUUUAAG
Molecule: messenger RNA, 1451 nt
Organism: Syzygium oleosum
Lineage: Eukaryota; Viridiplantae; Streptophyta; Magnoliopsida; Myrtales; Myrtaceae
Product: thiamine-repressible mitochondrial transport protein THI74-like
Exons: 9
Coding region: 169-1356 (395 amino acids)
Biological process (GO): transmembrane transport; regulation of peptide transport
Source: RefSeq, a predicted model, not a curated record